UUAUUAUUUUCUUACAAUAUUUAAAAGCAGAAAAGUCAUGGGCUGGGCCCAAUUUGUUUCCACCCAGCCGCCAACUGCCACAUGGGUGUUGGGCAAAGCGGUAAGGUGGGUCCCCCAGUCCUCCAAUUUAGUCGAAUUCAUAAUUCGACCCCCAAAACUUUUUUCAACUCUCCUUUCCGCUUGACCAACUCCUCUCUCUCACGCAGAAACCCCCCCGAAACAUUCACAAAAUUCUGAUCGAUUCAUCAUUGUUACACUCCCAAUAAUGAAAUGAUGGACCCCAAGUUCGGCGGGAAGCCCGUAUACGGGAGCCCCUAUGCACCGGGUCGAACGGACUUGGACCAGAUGCCCGAUACACCGACUCGCGGGGCCCACCACCGCCGGGCGCACUCUGACACCUUCUUCCGUUUCCCUGACCUCGACGACAUUCUCCUCGAUGAUGUUGUAGCUGACUUCAACCUCGACCUCCCCCAAACCCCUCCUUCCCUCUUCCCCACUGGGCCGCCGCCCCAGUUCAGCAAGACCAACGAGACCAAGCCCAUGGCUCAUUUAAGGAGCUUGUCGGUGGAUGCAGACUUCUUUGAAGGGCUUGGAUUGGACGGCCCGUCGCCGGUGGGGGGGGCGGCGGAAGUGGGUUCUGGGUCUAGACACAGACAUAGCAAUUCGAUGGAUGGGUGUUCCAGUGCAACGUCGUCUGAGGUGGACUCUAAUGCGAAGAAGACUAUGGCUGCUGAUAAACUAGCGGAGCUUGCUUUGAUUGACCCCAAGAGAGCCAAGAGGAUACUUGCAAAUAGACAAUCUGCUGCACGAUCCAAAGAGAGAAAAACGCGAUACACAAGUGAGCUGGAGAGGAAAGUACAAACUCUUCAGACUGAAGCAACCACCCUCUCGGCUCAGAUCACAUUGUUGCAAAGAGACACUACCGGCUUAACAGUUGAGAAUAAGGAACUUAAACUGAAGUUACAAGCGAUGGAACAGCAAGCACACCUUAGAGAUGCUCUGAAUGAAGCAUUGAGGGAUGAACUGCAGUGGCUCAAGAUUGCAGCCAGCCAAGGUCCUGGUGUCAACGGAAACAACAGAGGAUCAACUUCUCAACUUUCCUCCCAGCCUCCAAUCCCUUACUUUGGUAACCACCACCCGCAACAGCAGCAGCAACAGAGACCACUUCACACGCCUCAUACCAGCUCCAAUAAUCCUAGACUCGGUGGGCAGUCCCAAGCCAGCUUCCAGGAUUUUAAUCAGAGGGUUUGAUGACAUCUCAAAAGACACAGCUGGUGUCAAUUGGAACUUGGAAACAAACGUCAUUUCUCCCGCUAGGCUUUUGUGUAUAAAAGAUGUAUACAUGAUUACAGCUAGAGGUUGUGACAGGUGUUGCUUGCUCAGCCCUUUAUAUCAUACACACUAGAUCUGUUUGCCAAUAGGGCAUAUAAAUGAUACGAUAUAAAUGUAGUAGUUUAGAUGGCGACAAGUACCUAAACUGAAUGACCAUCUUGUUAUUCUUUUGUGACGAGUUAAAAGAUUUCUUCUUAUUUUCCUUUUGUCCA
Sesamum indicum (sesame) is the source of this 1544-nucleotide messenger RNA. Its product is annotated as transcription factor VIP1. Lineage: Eukaryota; Viridiplantae; Streptophyta; Magnoliopsida; Lamiales; Pedaliaceae. The record is from RefSeq and is a predicted model, not a curated record. Gene Ontology annotation, molecular function: DNA-binding transcription factor activity. Gene Ontology annotation, biological process: regulation of DNA-templated transcription. Gene Ontology annotation, cellular component: nucleus.